GUUCCUUCUACUUCUGUUCUUCUUCGAUUCACUAACAUACUACUCAUUUCCUCUGCGUCUCUCACUUUUCUCUCUGAAUGGCUGAAUCCGAUCCCCAGAGCACAAGAUCUUCAAUCAUGGAAUGGAAGCACCUACACCCACUUCACCAAAUCGCAGAAACCCCAACGCACAGGCUUCUACUUAAACAAUGGCUCAAGGAGGAAGACCUCAUCCUCCAUCGAAUCGCACUCAAAGAGACCCAAAUCGACUCUGUUCGCAAAGAAAUGACGAUGCUCUACAUCUUCUUCUUCCUGUUCCACUCCACAUCUCUCAUGCUCCUCUUCAACACCGCGUCUUCAUCCAAACCCCACAUGGAAAAGGCCUGUCACAGAUCGUGGAUCCCAUCUGUGUGCUCUCUGUUAUUCUCUCUGGGGCUAAUCUGGGCGGUGAGGUACAAGAGCGACGUGGAGUCGCACAUGGAGAAGCUUCUGGAGAGAGAGAAGGAGGACAGGAGCUUGUUGGGAAAGUGUGUGGAGGAGCUGAAGAAGAAGGGUAUGGAGUUUGAUUUGCUGAAAGAGGUUGAUGCUUUGAGGAGGGCCAAGAGCUUGAGGGUGGAAGCUAAGGAGGUCCGGAAAUGGUCUUCCAGGGACUUCGUGUCUCUGUUUUUCUUCACUCUGUCUUGCUUGUGUCUUGUAGUCACAAGAGUUAUUUUGUGUAGUUAGUAU
Molecule: messenger RNA, 704 nt
Organism: Neltuma alba
Lineage: Eukaryota; Viridiplantae; Streptophyta; Magnoliopsida; Fabales; Fabaceae
Exons: 1
Coding region: 78-701 (207 amino acids)
Source: RefSeq, a predicted model, not a curated record